CUCCACUGCAGGUCACUCCUCUUUAUUGCUGCUUUUCAAGGUUGACUCCACGGAAACCUUCUUCGAAAGGCCCUCUCUCGCCAGAUGAUUCAUCCCAAAUGUAGGUAGGUAUUUAAGUUCCAACCAUGCAGACUGCCGACGCAUGUAUCCCGAACAUGAGACAGGUUGGUGUUUGAAACCUUUGGCAGCUGGUUCAGAGCCAAGUUGGGUACAUACAGACGCCGUGCAAGCGCAAAUUCCAGUUCAGUAAAAACAACCAAACAGCCAAACAAUCAACCAAACAAACAAAAAAACAUGACCGAAGAUGCCACGAAAGAGGUACCCAAACCGGAAAGUCUGGACUAACUCGUCUCACGGGGCAUUACUCAGCACCGUCGCUCCGCACUGCCGUGCAAGGCAAGGCAUGCUAUCUCAUGGACAGCAGAUAAUAAUAAUCCAGAGCCCAAAGACGAAAGCAGCUUCGGUAAGGCAACUUUUGUAUGUACAGCACGUUGCGUGCCUAGAGCCAAGAUAUAGGGAGGGAAGGCAGUUGCCCACCUUUCAGAUGGUCAUCAUUGCCAAAACGGACUGUCAGAGGCACACAGGCAGACGAUCGUCUGUCGUGGCGUGGCGUAGGCUGCAGGUAGCAGUUUCGGUUUCGUCUGCUCAAAGAGACAGAAAGAGAGAGAGAGGACCGGUAGGUAUUCAUAUGCCUGCUUGUAUGUGGGUUAGUUAUUCUUACGUACGUGCCGUAUUACACGCGGGUGCGGUAGCCUGUAGGGGAUUUGUGUGUGUGAAAAACACCACACCCACAGAUCAGUGUCACUACCUACCCGAACUGCGGCUUGGCAAGCCAAAUCCAACGUCAGCCCUUUCCUUUCCUUUUUUUUUUUUUUCAUUUCGAUGCCCUCUAUCUAGCUUCUGUCUAUCACACACUGCUGUGUAACACUCAGAUUCCGCGACUGGAACAGGAAACUCCCGAAAAAG
Messenger RNA from Lasiosphaeria miniovina, 966 nucleotides. RefSeq lists its product as uncharacterized. NCBI's taxonomy places the organism in Eukaryota, Fungi, Ascomycota, Sordariomycetes, Sordariales, Lasiosphaeriaceae. The record is from RefSeq and is a predicted model, not a curated record. The transcript is spliced from 2 exons. The coding region runs from base 305 to 925 and encodes 206 amino acids.